This is a messenger RNA of Tetrahymena thermophila SB210, 600 nucleotides long. RefSeq names its product transmembrane protein, putative. Lineage: Eukaryota; Ciliophora; Oligohymenophorea; Hymenostomatida; Tetrahymenidae. The transcript has a single exon. The record is from RefSeq and is a predicted model, not a curated record.
AUGUUUUCAAUAAGGGCGCCUAGAACAAAUUUUUUUAAAUGUAUAUCUGAAAAUUCUGAUUUAAAAAAGAAAAAAAAUACAUAAACUGCCAUUUAGUCUUUUAUAUAUUAAUAUUUUUACAAACACUGCUAAUUACAUAUAUCCAAUCAGCGGAGUUUUAAAACCAGGAAGAGCUAUAAAUAAUUAAAAAAAAACAAAUUAGUAAAAAAUCAAAAACUUCUAGUAAAAAAAGGAAUAUUAACAAAUAAAUGUUAAUUAAAUUAGCAAUUAUAAAGAGUUAUAUUGUGCUUUUAGUUAUCUAAUAGAUCACUAAAGCAUAAAAUACAUGUGUAGAAGGAUGCUCAAUUUGUAGUAAUAUCAAUAACUAAAAUAUCUGCAUUAAAUGUUUAGAGGGUUAUGAGCUUGAUUCAAAUAAUAAUCUAUGCGUUUAUAAUAAAUGUAGAAGCAAUUUAUUUUAUGAUAGGAAUAUACAUGAUAAUGGUAAUAUAGAUAAUAAGUGUGUAGCUAUCUGCAGUCCUUUUAGCUAUAAAAACUAUUAAAAUAAUUUAUGCUAAAAUAAAUUACAGUGUUCUAUCUAAAAACCCUCAUAGCUAUUCAUGA